This is a messenger RNA of Benincasa hispida (wax gourd), 2027 nucleotides long. RefSeq names its product AT-hook motif nuclear-localized protein 3-like. Gene Ontology annotation, molecular function: minor groove of adenine-thymine-rich DNA binding. NCBI's taxonomy places the organism in Eukaryota, Viridiplantae, Streptophyta, Magnoliopsida, Cucurbitales, Cucurbitaceae. The record is from RefSeq and is a predicted model, not a curated record.
CAGUUUAUUUAUUUAUUUCUCUUGCUUUUCCUUUAAACCCAAAAAUUCCAUGAUUUCUGUAUUCAAAUUUCAAACACAAAGAUUUUGUUUUUAUUAUUUCUCCGUAAUUAUUGCCAUUUCUUGCAAAUAAUUUUUUUUUCCUGGAAUUCCUGCUGCACUGUUGAAGCUCUGUGCAGUGACUACAAUGGCGGAAAGUCAAGCUUCAGAAUUCUGUUCACUACAGUCCAAACAUAAAGCUUCUUCUUGUGUUCAUCUUGUAGCAUUUCAAAAACUUGAUUGUUGAAUUUUUCAGUUUUGUUUUGGAAAUUAAGGCAGCCAUUUCUGCUCCAAUUCUGCUUGAAAUUUCUUCUUUAUCUUUGCGAUUCUACUAGCUCCCAUUUCGAAGCUCAUCAUCCUAUUUAAGAUUUUUUUUUUUUAAUAAAAAGUUCAAAACUCUUAAAUUAUAGGGUUUUAAGUUUCUGAGUACUUCACUUAAGCUGUAGCUAUGAAGGAGGUAGAAACCGGAGUUUCUAGGUUUACAGUUACGAAUGAUGAAGCCCUAGACAGCUUCCAGUUAGCUCCAAGAACAGAAGCCCUAAAAUCAACCGGUGAGUCUAAAGUGACGGAGCUCGCGGCAGCUGCUCCACCACCAGGGUUUACAGCGGCGGCUGAUACACCACCGGCGAGUUUAGCGGUUUCUAGUACUGAAACAAAGAAGAAGAGAGGGAGGCCGAGAAAGUACGGACCGGAUGGGAAGCGGUCACUGACAUUAGCGUUGUCUCCGAUGCCGAUAUCGUCGUCAAUUCCACUGACUGGAGAAUUCCCGAAUUGGAAACGAGAUAACGAGAUUUCUCAACCGAUAGUUAAGAAGCCGCAGAGAUUUGAGUUUGAGAAUCCCGGUCAGAGACUUGCAUACUCUGUUGGUGCAAAUUUUACUCCCCAUGUGAUCACUGUCAAUGCUGGAGAGGACAUUACAAUGAAGGUUAUGUCUUUCUCUCAACAAGAAUCCCGAGCUAUUUGCAUUCUUUCUGCAAAUGGUACAAUUUCAAAUGUUACACUUCGACAGGCAACUUCUUCCGGAGGUACCUUAACGUAUGAGGGACGUUUUGAAAUACUUGCAUUGACUGGAUCAUAUAUGCCCACACAGAAUGGAGCUACGAAGAGCAGAUGUGGUGGGAUGAGCGUCUCACUAGCAGGUCAAGAUGGACGAGUCGUUGGCGGUGGACUUGCUGGUUUGUUGGUAGCUGCUGGUCCUGUGCAAGUUGUGGUCGGCAGUUUCCUUCCAGGUCACCAGCAAGAACAAAAGCCAAAAAAGCCUAGAAAUGAGUCCACAACCAUUUUCUUUCCUCCCGUCAACACCAUCACCGGUGAAGAAAUGAAGGCAAUGUACGCUGGUGGUAACAAACCUAUUCUCACGACGACGUCCUAUCAAGAACAUAAUCCACCAUCCCCUAGCCCGGUGACAGGCUUCAAAAUCUCCUCCACUGACAACUUACCUCUAUCUGAUCAAGAACCAAAAACACAAAGUCAAUCAAACUGUGAGGUUUCUUGUUGAUCGCGUCGUUUUGUAGUUUUCAUUCUUCUUCUCCAUAGGUUUCAUAGUUCCUAACUCAGGUCGACCCAUUUUCAAAACUAAUAUGAGUCCUUUCUGGCUGUUGUUCAACAAAUUAUUUGGGUCCUUAGUCCUCACAUUGUGUUGGUUUAACUUAAUCUUGUGGUUUUUUACAUCAGAUAAUAGGUGCCUUAGAGUCCAUUAGGCUUCUUUGUGAUUCUUGCCAUCAAGUGUCCUUUUACAGGAUUUAACAUAUGAAUUUCCAUGGUUGCCACUGGCUAGCUAAUAAGCGAGCAGCAUAGUGGAGUCUCGAAGAUAGACGAUAUGAAUGAGCUCAGAUUGUAGCAGCUUCAAAGACCUCUCUCUCGACUUUAGCAGCGACAAAAUCUUUUAGAUGUGUAAAAGAUUUGAGAAACAUUGUUUUCCACUUUCAUUACCAUGUGUUUUUUGUAUCAGAACAUUGUUGUAUUUGAGUGAAAAUCAUUUCAAUGUUUCA